This is a messenger RNA of Lonchura striata (white-rumped munia), 8134 nucleotides long. NCBI's taxonomy places the organism in Eukaryota, Metazoa, Chordata, Aves, Passeriformes, Estrildidae. The record is from RefSeq and is a predicted model, not a curated record.
CCGCGGCGGGCACGGCAGCAGCGCAGCCCCUUCCCAGCCCAGCGCCCCGGCGCCAAAGGGACCGCGGCCACCGCGGCCACCCCGCGCCGCCCCGGCCAUGAGGUCGGCCCGGAGAGACGCCACCUGUGCGGGGAGGUGAGCGGAUCCCGGCGCCUUCCUCCUACCCCCGGGCAGCCACAGCGGCGGGGAAGCGCAGGGGGUGGAGGAAGGAAAAGGGAGAUUUUUUGUUUUAUUAUAUAUCGAUCUAUUUUUGCCGCGGUCGAUCCCGAUCCCGCUGCCGAAGCCCCCGGAGGGAGAAGUGCUGCGCGCUGUGAUGCGUCUUCCUCUCGCCUCGGCUGCCAGUUUGGAUUGUAGCGCCCGGCUCCGUGCACUGCGAGGAUGGCUCGGUUUGGGGAUGAUCUGCCGACCCGCUAUGGAGGUGGAGGGCCGGCCGGGGCUGGAAGAGGGAGCAGCCGGCAAGGUGGCCCCCAAGCCGCCCAAAGGAUGUAUAAACAGACGAUGGCUCAGAGAGCCAGGACUAUGGCUCUCUACAACCCCAUCCCUGUCAAACAGAACUGCUUCACAGUCAACAGAUCCCUCUUCAUCUUCAGUGAAGAUAAUGUUAUACGGAAAUACGCCAAGCGAAUAACAGAGUGGCCUCCAUUUGAAUAUAUGAUAUUAGCUACAAUCAUAGCCAAUUGUAUUGUGCUGGCUCUGGAACAACAUUUGCCGGAUGGAGACAAGACACCGAUGUCAGAAAGAUUGGAUGACACUGAGCCGUACUUUAUUGGAAUAUUUUGUUUUGAAGCUGGUAUCAAAAUCAUCGCUCUGGGCUUUGUUUUCCACAAAGGCUCUUACCUGCGCAACGGCUGGAACGUGAUGGAUUUUGUCGUGGUCCUCACAGGGAUUCUGGCGACCGCUGGGACUGACUUUGACCUGCGGACGCUGCGUGCCGUGCGGGUGCUGCGGCCCCUGAAACUCGUCUCGGGGAUCCCAAGCCUGCAGGUUGUCCUCAAGUCCAUCAUGAAGGCCAUGGUGCCCUUGCUGCAGAUUGGGCUGCUCCUCUUCUUCGCCAUUGUGAUGUUUGCCAUCAUCGGGCUGGAGUUUUACAUGGGCAAGUUCCAUAAAACCUGCUUUUCCAACGAGACAGGUGAGGAGGUGGGGGAUUUUCCCUGUGGAGAGGAGCCUCCUGCCAGGCAGUGUGAGAGCGGGACCACGUGCAGGGAGUACUGGCAGGGCCCCAACUAUGGCAUCACCAACUUUGACAACAUCCUCUUCGCCGUGCUCACCGUCUUCCAGUGCAUCACCAUGGAGGGCUGGACCGACAUCCUCUACAACACAAACGACGCUGCAGGGAAUACCUGGAAUUGGCUUUACUUCAUCCCUCUCAUCAUCAUUGGCUCUUUCUUCAUGCUCAACUUGGUGCUGGGCGUCUUAUCAGGCGAAUUUGCCAAGGAGCGAGAGCGGGUGGAGAACCGCCGCGCGUUCCUGAAGCUCCGCCGGCAGCAGCAAAUUGAGCGGGAGCUCAACGGGUACCUGGAGUGGAUCUUCAAAGCAGAGGAGGUGAUGCUGGCCGAGGAGGACAAGAACGCGGAAGAGAAGUCCCCUCUGGACGUGUUGAAAAGAGCCGCAAUAAAGAAGAGCAAAAAUGACCUGAUUCAUGCAGAAGAAGGUGAGGACCAUUUCACAGACAUUUGCUCCGUUGGGUCUCCCUUUGCCCGCGCCAGUUUGAAGAGUGGGAAGAACGAGAGCUCGUCCUACUUCAGGAGGAAAGAGAAGAUGUUCCGCUUCUUCAUCCGCCGCAUGGUGAAGGCUCAGAGCUUCUACUGGGUCGUGCUCUGCGUGGUGGCCCUCAACACCCUCUGUGUGGCCAUGGUGCACUAUGACCAGCCCGAGAAGCUGACCACUGCUCUCUAUUUCGCAGAGUUCGUUUUCCUGGGGCUGUUCCUCACUGAGAUGUCUUUGAAGAUGUAUGGGCUGGGGCCAAGGAAUUACUUCCACUCUUCAUUCAACUGCUUUGACUUUGGGGUGAUCGUGGGCAGUAUUUUUGAGGUCAUCUGGGCUGCGGUGAAGCCGGGCACCUCCUUUGGCAUCAGCGUCCUGCGAGCCCUGCGGCUGCUGAGGAUCUUCAAAGUCACCAAGUACUGGAAUUCCCUGAGGAAUCUGGUGGUCUCCUUGCUGAACUCCAUGAAAUCCAUCAUCAGCUUGCUUUUCCUGCUGUUCCUCUUCAUCGUGGUCUUUGCUCUGCUGGGGAUGCAGCUCUUCGGAGGGCAGUUCAAUUUCCAAGAUGAAACUCCAACCACGAAUUUUGAUACCUUCCCUGCUGCCAUCCUCACAGUGUUCCAGAUCCUGACGGGGGAGGACUGGAAUGCUGUGAUGUACCACGGGAUAGAGUCGCAGGGCGGCGUCCACUCGGGAAUGUUCUCCUCCAUCUACUUCAUCGUCCUCACCCUCUUUGGUAACUAUACUCUCCUGAACGUCUUCUUGGCCAUCGCUGUGGACAACCUGGCCAACGCCCAGGAGCUGACCAAGGACGAGGAGGAGAUGGAGGAAGCCACCAACCAGAAGCUGGCCCUGCAGAAGGCCAAGGAGGUGGCCGAAGUGAGCCCCAUGUCGGCGGCCAACAUCUCCAUAGCAGCCAAGCAGCAGAAUUCCUCCAAAUCCAAGUCGGUUUGGGAGCAGAGGACGAGCCAGAUCCGGAUGCACAACUUCCGAGCCAGCUGCGAGGCGCUGUACAACGAGCUGGACCCCGAGGAGCGGGUCCGCUACGCCACCACCCUGCACAUCCGACCCGACAUGAAAACCCACCUGGACCGGCCGCUGGUCGUGGAGCCCCGCGGCGAAGGCAGGAACAACAUCACCAAGCUGAGCCCCGCGGAUGUCCAGGAGGUGGUGGAGCACCCCAAACCCACCUCCGCCGAUGGGGCAGAAGCGCCACGGAAGCACCACAGGCAUCGGGAGAAGGAGAAGCUGGGCGAGCAGGAGAAGGGAGACGUGACCAAGGAGGAGAGCGGCGAAGCCGGGGCCGGCAACAAGGAGGAGCGGCACCGACAGCACCGGAGCCGCAGCAAGGAGGUGGAAGGGGGUAGCAAGGAAGGGAAAAGCGACCGCAACAGGGGGCAGGAAGGGGGGAAGAGGCACCACCGGCGGGGCUCGGUGGAGGAAGGGGCCGAGAAGGAGCACCGCAGGCACCGCAGCCACCGGCACUCGUCCGACCGGCCGGCCAAGGAGGGCAACGGCACCGCCAACGGUGCCCGCGGCGAGCGGCGCUCCCGGCACCGCGGCGGGUCCCGCUCCGGGAACAGGGACGGAGAGCCCGGCGCCAAGGGCGACAGCGGAGAGGAGCCCCACCGGCGGCACCGGCUCAGGAACAGGGCCCUGGCCACCUACGAGUCCGUGGAGAAGGACGGCGGGGAGAAGGAGGGGGAGGCUGGCGAGAAGGAGCGCCGGAAUCACCAGCCCAAGGAGAAUCAGUGUGAGCUGGAGGCCAGUGGCAGUGGCAGUGGCCCUGGGGGUGUCCCUGUGCACACCCUGCCCAGCACUUACCUGCAGAAGGUGCCUGAGCAGCCCGAGGAUGCCGACAACCAGAAGAACGUGACCAGGAUGAUCCAGCCCCCCCUGGACAAAACCACCACUGUGAACAUCCCUGUCACCAUCACUGCCCCUCCAGGGGAGACCACUGUCAUUCCAAUGAACAACGUGGAGUUUGAGAGCAAGCCAGAGGAGAAGAAAGACGUCGAUGACUUGACGAAGAAUGGGCCUAAACCAAUCCUGCCUUACAGUUCCAUGUUCAUCCUCAGCCCCACAAAUCCGAUCCGGCGCCUGUUCCACUACAUCGUCAACCUGCGCUACUUCGAGAUGGUGAUCCUGAUCGUCAUCGCCCUCAGCAGCAUCGCCCUGGCUGCAGAGGACCCUGUCCAAGCUGAGUCUCCCAGGAACGAUGCUCUGAAAUACCUGGAUUAUAUAUUUACAGGAGUCUUCACCUUUGAGAUGGUGAUUAAGAUGAUUGAUUUGGGGCUGCUGCUCCACCCUGGCUCCUACUUCCGUGACCUGUGGAACAUCCUGGACUUCAUUGUGGUCAGUGGGGCCUUGGUGGCUUUUGCCUUCUCAGGAACCAAAGGCAAGGACAUCAACACCAUCAAGUCCCUGCGAGUCCUGCGCGUGCUCAGGCCUCUGAAGACCAUUAAACGUCUGCCAAAACUAAAGGCUGUCUUUGACUGCGUGGUGAACUCCCUGAAGAAUGUCCUCAAUAUCCUCAUUGUUUACAUGCUCUUCAUGUUCAUCUUCGCUGUCAUCGCUGUGCAGCUCUUCAAGGGCCGCUUCUUCUACUGCACAGACGAGUCCAAGGAGCUGGAGAAGGACUGCAGGGGUCAGUACCUCGAUUAUGAAAAAAAUGAGGUGGAGGCACAGCCCAGGGAAUGGAAAAAAUAUGAGUUCCACUAUGACAACGUGCUCUGGGCUCUGCUCACGCUCUUCACUGUGUCCACAGGGGAAGGGUGGCCAACUGUGCUGAAGCACUCGGUGGAUGCCACCUACGAGGAACAGGGGCCCAGCCCUGGCUACCGGAUGGAAAUGUCCAUCUUUUACGUGGUCUAUUUUGUUGUCUUCCCUUUUUUCUUUGUCAACAUCUUUGUGGCGUUAAUCAUCAUCACCUUCCAGGAGCAAGGAGAUAAAGUGAUGUCAGAGUGCAGCCUUGAGAAAAACGAGAGGGCCUGCAUAGACUUUGCCAUAAGUGCCAAGCCCUUGACCCGCUACAUGCCUCAGAACAAGCAAUCCUUCCAGUACAAGAUGUGGAAAUUCGUGGUGUCCCCUCCCUUUGAGUAUUUUAUCAUGGUCAUGAUUGCUCUCAACACCAUCGUCCUCAUGAUGAAGUUCUAUGAUGCUCCAGAAGCAUAUGAAGAAAUGCUGAAAUGCCUGAAUAUUGUGUUUACAUCCAUGUUUUCCAUGGAAUGUGUGCUGAAGAUCAUUGCCUUUGGUGUGCUGAAUUAUUUCCGAGAUGCCUGGAAUGUCUUUGAUUUUGUAACAGUGUUGGGAAGUAUUACUGAUAUUUUAGUAACAGAGAUUGCGGACACGGACAACUUCAUCAACCUCAGCUUCCUGCGGCUCUUCAGGGCAGCCAGGCUCAUCAAGCUCCUCCGCCAGGGCUACACCAUCCGCAUCCUGCUCUGGACAUUCGUGCAGUCCUUCAAGGCCUUGCCUUAUGUGUGUCUCCUCAUUGCAAUGCUCUUCUUCAUCUAUGCCAUUAUUGGCAUGCAGGUAUUUGGGAACAUUGCCUUAGAUGAUGAAACCUCCAUUAAUCGGCACAACAACUUCCGCACUUUCCUCCAAGCCCUGAUGCUCCUGUUCAGGAGCGCUACAGGGGAAGCCUGGCAUGAGAUCAUGUUGUCCUGCUUGAGCAACAGAGCCUGUGACCCCCUCUCUGGCCUCACCAAAAAGGAAUGUGGCAGUGAUUUUGCCUAUUUCUACUUCGUGUCAUUCAUUUUCCUCUGCUCCUUCCUGGUAAGUCAGCCUGAUCCCACAAAGGGGGGGUGCUGGUGUGGAUCCCCCAAACCCUUCCCUCCCCACCCCUAUGCCAGGCAGCAGAGAUCUCUGUUUUCUUGUCUGCUUUCCCUUCUCUCUCUCUCUCCUCCUUUUCAUUUGCUCCAUUGUGUUGCCCUUCCCCCCCACCCCUUCCCCAUGUUCCCCGCCUCAAUCCGAUGGGAUUUCUGUGUCCUGGUGCUUUUGCCUCAUCCCUGUGGUCCCAGCGGGCGCAUCAGUUACACAGACAUGUAUGAGAUGCUGAGACACAUGUCCCCACCUCUAGGCCUUGGGAAGAAAUGCCCAGCUCGUGUUGCCUAUAAGCGCCUGGUGAGGAUGAACAUGCCCAUCUCCCCCGAGGAUUUAACUGUGCACUUCACCUCCACGCUGAUGGCCCUGAUCCGCACAGCCCUGGAGAUCAAACUGGCCUCAGGUGGUGUGAAGCAGCACCAGUGUGAUGCUGAGCUGAGGAAGGAGAUCUCGCUGGUCUGGCCCAACCUGUCGCAGAAGACUCUGGAUUUGCUGGUGCCUCCUCACAAACCUGAUGAAAUGACUGUGGGGAAGGUCUAUGCAGCCCUGAUGAUAUUUGACUUCUACAAGCAGAACAAGAACAGCAGGGAGCAAGUCCAGCCCCCCGGGGGCCUGUGCCAGCCCGGGCCAGUGUCCCUCUUCCACCCCUUGAAGGCCACCCUGGAGCAGACCCAGCCCGCAGCCUUCAGCAACGCCAAGGCCUUCCUGCGCCAGAAGAGCUCGGCCUCCCUCAACAACGGGGGAGCCUUGCCACCCCCAGAGGGAGGGAUCAAAGAGUCCAGUUCUUGGGGGACCCAGCGCACCCAGGACGUGUUUUAUGAAACCAGGAGCCCAGCUUUUGAGCGAGGCCACUCCGAGGAGAUCCCCAUUGAGAGGGUGGUAGAAAUGAAGGAGAUCAGCCCCACAGUUGCCAACGGGGAGCCCCAGCCAGGCCUGGAGAGCCAGGGCAGGGCGGCCUCCAUGCCACGCCUGGCUGCUGAAACCCAGCCCAUCCCGGACACGAGCCCCAUGAAGCGCUCGGUCUCCACGCUGGCCCCGCAGCGCCCUCACGCCAUGCACCUCUACGAGUAUUCCCUGGAGCGGAUGCCUCCGGAGCAGGGCCACCACCACCACCACCACCGCUGCCACCGGCGGAAAGAGAAGAAGCAGAAGUCCGUGGAUAGGGCCGCCCAUCACUUGGCCGAUGGACAAGCUGUAGCCCAGUCUGGAGAGUCUUCUUCCAAGGACAAGAAGCAGGAGCGUGGCCGCUCCCAGGAGAGGAAGCAGCACUCCUCCUCCUCCUCCGAAAAGCAGCGCUUCUACUCCUGCGACCGCUACGGCAGCCGGGACCGUGCCCAGCCCAAAUCUGCUGACCAGAGCAGGCCCACCUCCCCCAACGGGGGCCCAGAGCACGGCCCACACAGACAGGGCAGUGGUUCAGUUAAUGGGAGCCCCUUGCUGUCGACAUCUGGUGCUAGUACCCCCUGCCGGGGUCGGAGGCAGCUCCCACAGACUCCACUGACCCCACGCCCCAGCAUCACUUACAAGACCGCUAACUCCUCGCCCGUGCACUUCACCACUUUCCAAACCCCCACGUUCUCCCCGGGCCGCCUGAGCCGCGGGCUGUCCGAGCACAACGCGCUGCUGCGGGGGGAGCAGCAGCCGCCCCCGCCCGCCGUGGCCCGCAUCGGCUCCGACCCCUACCUGGGCCACCGCGCCGCCGCCAGCCCGCAGCGCGCCGCGCCCGAGGACACGCUCACCUUCGAGGAGGCCGUGGCCACCAACUCGGGCCGCUCCUCAAGGACUUCCUACGUCUCCUCGCUGACCUCGCAGUCGCACCAAAUCCGCCGGGUGCCCAACGGGUACCACUACACGCUGGGGCUCAACACGGGCCCCGGCGCCCGAGGACGCAGUUACUACCACGAAGCCGAUGAGGAUGACUGGUGCUAGCGGCUCGGCGGAACCCUGCGAGACAGAUGGAGGAAGAAGGCUCCCUCCUUCUGGGGAAGGCAGCGGGGGGAGCACAUCCCUCUCUGCCCCCUCCCCACUGCCUUGUCUAGUCCUGAGACACGCACCAGGUGCCAACCCGGCCAUGGAGGCGAGGAGCCGGGAGAAGAGAGAUCCUCACCUUCCACGGUGGAAAAGCAGAACUGUGGGUCCUUCUCAUGAUUGGCACAGUUUUGUUGGGCUAUUUCUUAACUAAUUUUCCAUCAUAAUUCCCCCCUUCUCAGGGUGGGAGCCGGGGGCCGCAAAGGGACUCGCGCAAACAACGCUCGCCCCCCGCGUUUUGUCUCGUUGAGUGCCGAGAAGGAAGAGAUGCACCCGAGAAACUGGGAGAGGAGAAACACAGCCCAGAACAAAGGACAGUCCUUUGGGACUUGAUGUUCAGCCACUGCAAUCCUUUAGGGCAGAGCUGGUGCCACCCUGAGGUGACCCUGCUGUGACACCACUGCCCCGGGGGUCUCUAAUGUCACUCACCACAUCGGGUCCUUCACACUGACACACGGUAAAGCCACAAGAGAGCUCCUUUGUAAGGACUGUUUCCUUGCUGCUGAGACUUUUCAAUCCAUCCCUCUCUCCUGUUGACUGCAACACACCCUCACUGUUUUGUCUUGUUUACAAUAUAAGC